This is a messenger RNA of Malassezia japonica, 1395 nucleotides long. RefSeq lists its product as uncharacterized. Bases 1 to 1395 code for a protein of 464 amino acids. The record is from RefSeq and is a predicted model, not a curated record. NCBI's taxonomy places the organism in Eukaryota, Fungi, Basidiomycota, Malasseziomycetes, Malasseziales, Malasseziaceae. Gene Ontology annotation, molecular function: triacylglycerol lipase activity. Gene Ontology annotation, biological process: lipid catabolic process. The transcript has a single exon.
AUGCGUUCUCUUUUCCUGGUUCUUCUCUCCCUGUGCGCUAGCCUUGUGGCUAGCGCCGCUGUGGCCCCUCUUCAAGAGCGUGCCGACAUUCUCUCGCCUGAGAACGAUCCUUUCUACAAGGCCCCCCAAGGCUGGAAGGACGAGAAGCCCGGCGCGAUCCUGCGUUCGCGCAAGAUUGAAGCUGCCCUCUUUACUGUCGACAAGAUCAACGUUGAGGCUGCCUACCAGAUCCUCUACCGUACCACAGGAACCUACGAGUCCGAUCCCGCUGUUACCGUCACCACUGUCCUUGUCCCCUACAACGCGAAGCGCGACAAGCUUAUCACCCACCUCACCUAUGUCGAUGCUGAUGGCACGAAGUGCUCGCUGAGUUACGCGAUCCGCAAGGGCUCUGAGCUGCCCGGUGACCUUGCCCUGCAGUUCCAGACGCUGUUGCUGGAGCAGGCUCUUGAGGCUGGCUACAUCAUGACGCUCCCCGACUACCAGGGCAUGAACCGUGCGUUUGGUGCUGGCCGUCUUGAGGGUCGCCAGACGCUGGACUCGAUCCGUGCCACCCUUGCCUUUGACAAGCUCAACCUGAAGAAGAAGUCGCCUGUCGUCGUCUCAGGCUACUCGGGCGGUGCCAUUGCCUCGGGCUGGACUGCGCAGCUUGCUUCGACCUACGCUCCGGAGAUCAACACGGUGGGCUUCGCCAUGGGUGGAACCCCCGCCAACAUGACCGGUACCAUGGUCAAUCUGGACGGUGGCCUGUUCUCGGCGUUUGCCGUCGCUGGUGUUGCCGGUCUUGCGUACGCGUACGAUGAUAUUCUGGAGUGGCUUAGCCCUCGUUUAACGGCCAAGGGCCGCCGCGCAAUGGAGUUUACGCGCAACCAGUGCCUGGUCCCCACGCUGCUGCGCUACCCCCUCUCGAAGAUCCUGAGCGACGACUUUAUUAAUGGUGGCGCCAACUUGCUACACGUCCCUGUGGUUCGCAAUGUUCUGAACACGCUUGUCAUGGGCACGAACAAGAAGGAGACGCCGAACGCGCCCGUCUUCAUGUACCACAGCAAGAACGACGAGGUGAUUCCCUACGACGAUGCGAUCAAGGCUGGCCGCGGCUGGGCUUCACACGGUGCUGAUGUCACCUUUGAGACGAACACCAACCCGAUCUUGGAGCACAUGACUACGGAGUUUGUCAACCUGCCCAACCUCUUCUUCUAUGAGGACCGCUUCGCGAACAAGCCGUUCCCUAAGGGUUUCCACCACACGACCAUUGACAGCCCCCUGAACGAGCCCCGCACCCAGCAGCAGGGCCUCAAGCACAUUGUGGACGUCAUCCAGAACAUUCUUGGUGACAAGCUUGGCCCCGCCGAUGCCAAGUUCAAGGCUUACAUCCGCAAGCACGCGCAGAAGUAA